Molecule: messenger RNA, 559 nt
Organism: Perca fluviatilis (European perch)
Lineage: Eukaryota; Metazoa; Chordata; Actinopteri; Perciformes; Percidae
Gene: fam47e
Exons: 4
Coding region: 20-559 (179 amino acids)
Source: RefSeq, a predicted model, not a curated record
UGUUGUCUCGUCAGGAGAGAUGCGCCACCAGUACAAGGAGAGGUUGCAGACCAAGUAUCAUAAAGCCCCAGCAAACAAGAUGUCGUUGAUCGGUAGUUGUUGCCGUUUUGUAAACGUGAGCCUCGAUGACUUCAGUGACUGCUCGUCAGUCUUAUCCGGGGACCAGAAAGGUGUCUCACCAGUUAUUUUUCAUGACACUCCAAACCAGAACUCCAGUCAAAAGCAUAAAAAGUGCACCUCUAAAGAACAUGCUUGCUUUUCAAAGCAGAUGAUUCAAAAGCAGAUUCGCAGGGAAUAUGUGGCUGCUGUGGAGGAAAAACUCAAACAGCAUCCUCUGGCUAUGUACCCACACUAUAAGGAUCAUAUGACCCCAGAUCUAUUUGAUAAGGUGUUAUCCGUCUUGGACCCAGACAUGAGCGUUAACAGUGCCUCUGCACUUCCUACGCUUACAGGAGAUGAUGUGGAGGAGGAAGAUGAGGAAAACUGUACAGAGCCAAGUCAGGAAGAAGUGAGCAGAGCAAAACACAGAACUUCUGCUGAUAAAACGCAACAGUACUAA